This is a messenger RNA of Sipha flava (yellow sugarcane aphid), 2110 nucleotides long. RefSeq lists its product as uncharacterized. Bases 293 to 1864 code for a protein of 523 amino acids. Lineage: Eukaryota; Metazoa; Arthropoda; Insecta; Hemiptera; Aphididae. The transcript has 10 exons. The record is from RefSeq and is a predicted model, not a curated record. Gene Ontology annotation, molecular function: protein binding.
CUUGUGUUUUAGAUCACUGUGUUAUCAAUGCAUUAGUAAAUAAUUUUAACUAAAUAACAGAUUAGGUGUAAUGUCGCUUACGUACACUUGAGUAUGAUAAAAAAAAAGUGUUCUAAACCAAUUUUCCUAAAAACUACAAGACCGAAUAUAACUUUAUCACUUUUUGUUUCUAUUCAUCCCAUUUGACGGUACUUAUGUUUGCAAAAUUUUAUAAUUGUACGACUAUUGUAACCCAAAUGAGAGCUAUUCUACUGGAACAUGUAUUUUUACGGAAAAUAUUAAGUCUUUGGGAAUGAAGCGUCGAAGAAUGUCGUUUGAGUAUGAAAUGGAUCAUUCAUAUGCUAUGCCUAAUGAUAAUUACGAUUCUAAUGCUCUUCUGCAAAAUAUUCAAAAUGCAUAUGUCAACAAACUAUUAACUGAUAUUACUCUUGUGGUGGGAGGAGUGUCAUAUCCUGCACAUCGCUUUAUGUUGGGUAUAUCUAGCAAAGUAUUUGAGACCAUGUUGAUGAAUUCUAAAUGGAGUGAUUCACACCAAGAUGUCAUUGAAUUACAUGAAGUUCAAACAUGUAUCAAUGUAUUUCCACUUUUUCUUCAAUAUUUUUAUACAGGUGAAAUGCUACUUGAACAUAGUAUUAUUAUGCCAAUGUUGGUGUUAGCUGAUAAAUAUGAUGUCAAGGAUCUUAUCGUACUCUGUAUUGAAUACAUGUGUGAGCAUAUAGCUGAUGCUGCUAAUCGUGGUCAAUUAGUAACUUGGUUUCAAUAUGUACUGUCAUUAAAUCAACCAAUGAUGGUCAAUGCCGCAUAUUUUUGUAAAAUUUGGCAAGAUACUGAAUGUAUAAAAAUCAAGCCACCAUGGAAUAAAUUAUUUAAAGCUUGCAGAAAUUUUAUAAAAUGGAAUAUUGACACAUGUGUAGAUUGUUUCAAUACAUUUCAAUGUGAUGUUCUUGUUGGACUAUUAAAACAGUCUGAUCUCGUUGUGCAUGAUGAAAUACAAUUAUUUAAGUAUGUUGUGUCUUGGCUAAAUUUCCAGACUGCAGAAAAAUUGACUGAGUGUAACGAUCCUGAUACAGUAGAAGAGUACAGGAUAUCCUUAACAGAACAUGUUAUGUCUUAUAUUAGAUAUCCAAUGAUCCCUCCUCGAAUAAUGGCUCGAUUGUUAAUAGAACCUGUUCUUAAACAGAAUAUGAAUUUUUUUAUUGAAAAAAUGGCUGCAGCAAUGGAAUAUAAUAUGAUAAAAAAAGAAAAACAAUCAAAUGCUAAAAAUGAAUUAGAAUGUACUCCAAGAUUGUACACUUGUUCCCGGUGGGGAGACAAAUUUAGUAUAUGUCAACAAUCAAUUAAAGACUUUCUAUCAGUUGACAAAGAAAUUACUACGAACAGUGAUUUGUUUGAACGAGACCAAGAAAAAAUUGAUAAGACACAUUGGAAUGUAGAAUUGUUCUUGAAUGGAUUAUGGUUUGGUAAAGCAUUAUGGAUUUCUUGGAGUGAUUCUCUUGAAUUACCAGAGAUGAUAGUCAAAAUGGUGCGUGCAACAAUUGAGCUGAAAUUAAAAGAAGAUGAAAAAAUGACAACAUUUUCAUAUUUAGUUCGUGUUGCUAUUCUAGUGUAUGCUCUCCAGAAUCAAAUUACUCAUGUUGUGUCAGUUGUACAGAAAGUUGUGUUGUUUAACAAUGAACAAGUUAAAAUAAACAUUGAUGAUUUUAUGGUUUAUGAUGCAAUUAAUCAACCAAACACUAACAUAAAUGACACAAAUGUUUCAUACAUUAUCUAUGAAUCAUUAAAGUUCCAUGUUAUAAUUACUCCUAUUGUACCUGGAUUAACUGAUACUCCUUUUGGUACCAGUAUACAACAUGUGCACUUUUAAAUAGUUUUAUAUAAGCAUUGUAAUUUAAGAUUUUAUUUAUAUGUUUUGAUUUUCUUUCUAAAUAUCUCUGUAAUCACUUUCCAAUACCAUUAAUUAUUAUAUCAACAUUAAUUAUGUUGAUUAUUAUAUAUUGUUAAUCUUAUUAUACGUUUGCUUGAAUAAUUAUUAAGUGUUUUCAAGUAGAAUAUGAUGAAUGAUGAAUUAACCAUGUACAACAGGACAAGUUUUUAAAUUCAUUGACAUUUA